UUACACUGUUUUACUGGAUUGUACUUCAACGGGAGUUUGCGGUUUGGCAGGUUUAUAUACAUCAAAACAGAACAAAGAGAUAGGCUCUACAGUGCUAUAAAAGAAGAGAGAGAAAAGAAUAAAGCGAGGGAGAAAUCUCGGCGACUGAAUUACAAAAGAACUGAGGACACUCUGCUAAUGUUUUUCACAUCCAAAGGGGACAUAAACUGGGACUUUGUACAUUGUGGAGAAUUUGCAAGGCUUUUUUUCUGCGACCACCAAAAGUUUGUUUGGGACAAAGCUUUUUUUCCUGUAUAUUUGAAUUUUAAUGUUCAGAAAUUCAUCCCGGUGCAAAACUUUCUAAACGGACUGCACAUGGUUUCAAAGGGCUUUUGAAAACCUGGAAUUUUAUUCGUCGAUAUCCAUGCAUAACUGUUUGAAAUAGAAUGUUGUAAAUACUUACGGAUUUUAUCCAUUUUUCUGCCACCAUUUUGAACCUUUUUGCGUUUUUACGCACGUCGAUGGUAUUUGCCAAAAACCUACCCAUACUUUUAAAGUUUGAAUAAUUCAUGAGAUACAAUUUGCCUGCUCGAAAGAAGUGACUGUAAAAAGGGAGGGGGGUUAUCCACAAACAUAUUCAUAAGGGUUGACGGAAUGGCCACCGCGGCUUCCAAUCCUUAUCUGCCCAGCAAUAGCAUCUUAUCGUCCGGCUCCAUCGUGCACUCUGACUCCGGAGGUGGUGGCAUGCAGCCGGGCAGUGCUGCGGUUACCUCUGGGUCUGGGGGCUACAGGGGGGACCCCUCCGUAAAGAUGGUACAGAGUGACUUUAUGCAAGGCGCAAUGGCAGCGAGCAACGGGGGACACAUGCUGAGCCAUGCCCAUCAGUGGGUGACAUCCCUCCCGCACGCCGCAGCGGCCGCAGCAGCAGCCGCAGUCGCUGCAGCUGAAGCCGGAUCGCCCUGGUCGUCGAGUCCCGUCGGCAUGACGGGCAGCCCGCAGCAGCAGGACGUCAAAAACUCCGGCAGAGACGAUCUACACACGGGCACCGCGCUGCACCACAGGCCGCCUCACUUAGCUCCCCACCAGACUCACGCCGGGGCUUGGGGGAGCACGACUGCGGCGCACAUUAACUCCAUAUCCGGGGGGCAGCAGCAGCAGCAGUCGCUGAUCUACUCCCAGCCGGGGGGGUUCACUGUGAACGGGAUGCUCAGUCCGGGGAGCCAGAGCCUGGUGCACCCGGGCUUGGUGAGGGGGGAUACCCCGGAUCUGGACCACGGCAGCCACCACCACCACCAUCACCACCAGCAUCCGCAUCACCAGCAGCACCACGGCGUCAACAGCCACGACCCGCACUCGGACGAGGACACGCCGACCUCGGACGACCUGGAGCAGUUCGCCAAGCAGUUCAAGCAGCGGAGGAUCAAACUGGGCUUUACGCAGGCGGACGUCGGCUUGGCUUUGGGCACCCUGUACGGGAACGUUUUCUCUCAGACAACCAUUUGCAGAUUCGAGGCUCUGCAGCUCAGCUUCAAAAACAUGUGCAAGCUCAAGCCUUUGUUAAACAAGUGGCUUGAGGAGGCUGACUCGUCCACCGGCAGCCCCACCAGCAUCGACAAGAUCGCGGCGCAGGGAAGGAAGCGAAAGAAGCGCACCUCCAUCGAAGUGAGCGUAAAAGGGGCUUUGGAGAGCCACUUCCUAAAAUGCCCCAAACCCUCGGCCCAGGAGAUCAGCUCCCUAGCGGACAACUUGCAGCUGGAGAAAGAGGUGGUUAGAGUGUGGUUUUGCAAUAGGAGACAGAAGGAAAAACGGAUGACGCCCCCAGGAGUGCCACAGACGCCGGAGGAUGUGUACUCUCAGGUCGGCAAUGGACAUUUUUUAGUAGAUUACUUAAAAGAUGCAAGUGAAGCGAGCGACCAGAGGGUGACAACUACAAGUUCAUUCCACCAGAAGGAAAAACUGCAUCAAUAUGAAGAAGAGUGGCAUCCACGAAGCUUCCAUCAUUAUUUUGUUUUACUUUUUUCGGGGUGGACUGCAUGGUUUAAUUUUUUUACACAUGGAGGAUUGAAUUUUUUGAGGCCCUCAGAGCCCAGAGACUGUCCCCGCCUGAUCUCAAAGAUCACACCUUUCUUUCAAAUGGGUUUUUUUUUUUAUUUAAGGGACUUUAACACCGUGAGUGGAUUUUUUUUUCAACAAAUAGAGCAUAAGACAUUUGAAAAGACUAUCUUCAGCUGCACUUAUUUGAAAAAAUCUCCUCUGAAAAUCUGUUGCCAAGUGUGACUGAGUGGGUGCUGUGGAUAUACUAUUAAUGCUGCCCUUUCUAAGCAGUAUUCUUUGGUAGGUUUUAAUAAACAAAACUCUGUAAAGCCGGCAAUAUAGAACACUAGAUCAGAUACUGAUCUGAGUUAUUUACUUUAUAUUUUUCAUCAGAAUGACUUGUUUUAAUAUUUUAUUCGGAAUACAUAUGAAUUAUUCCAAACGGUAAUUUAUUUUUCCCCCAGGAACUUGUGUAAGAUGCUUUCCCUUUCUUGUUUCUCUCUCUAUAUUUUUUUGACCUUAUUUGUUUUUGUUUAAUUUUGUAUUAUCGUUUCUAAAGGAGCACAAAUCACCAUAAGCUGACAUUGACCGUUGUUAGGUAAUAAGGGUAUAUUUUGAUGUGAUAAUUUGAUUGUAAUUUAAUUUCAGUAGUGGUUCCGUACGA
Molecule: messenger RNA, 2677 nt
Organism: Myripristis murdjan (pinecone soldierfish)
Lineage: Eukaryota; Metazoa; Chordata; Actinopteri; Holocentriformes; Holocentridae
Gene: pou3f3b
Product: POU class 3 homeobox 3b
Exons: 3
Coding region: 634-2256 (540 amino acids)
Biological process (GO): brain development; regulation of transcription by RNA polymerase II
Cellular component (GO): nucleus
Molecular function (GO): DNA-binding transcription factor activity, RNA polymerase II-specific; RNA polymerase II cis-regulatory region sequence-specific DNA binding
Source: RefSeq, a predicted model, not a curated record